This is a messenger RNA of Telopea speciosissima, 1014 nucleotides long. RefSeq names its product abscisic acid receptor PYL8-like. Gene Ontology annotation, molecular function: signaling receptor activity; protein phosphatase inhibitor activity; abscisic acid binding. Lineage: Eukaryota; Viridiplantae; Streptophyta; Magnoliopsida; Proteales; Proteaceae. Gene Ontology annotation, cellular component: cytoplasm; nucleus. The transcript has 4 exons. The coding region runs from base 217 to 774 and encodes 185 amino acids. The record is from RefSeq and is a predicted model, not a curated record. Gene Ontology annotation, biological process: abscisic acid-activated signaling pathway.
CGCGAGGGCAAAGGGGUUUAAAGGUUUCUUAGAGAAGCUACGAAGCGAACAGCGGAAUCCAGAGAGUGGGAGAGAUCGUUUCUUCGACACUGUGGACGAAGAGAGAUUUCGAGAUUGCUCUCUUAGUGGUUUUCCGGCGGCGGAGUUGUUCCAGGAGUUUUCUGUCUUCAAUUAGGUGGUAUUCCAGUCGAUGGUCGCAGUGAGAAGAUUUUCACCAUGAACGGUAAUGGAUAUAGCAUAAUGGAGUCUGAGUAUAUAUGGAGACAUCACAGACAUGAAGCCAGAGAGAAUCAGUGCAGUUCUGAAGUCGUAAAACACAUCAAAGCUCCAGUUCAUCUCGUUUGGUCUUUGGUGAGGAGAUUUGAUCAACCGCAGAAGUAUAAACCAUUUGUCAGCAGGUGCGUUGCACAGGGAGACUUUGAGAUUGGCAGUGUUAGAGAAGUAAAUGUUAAAUCCGGACUCCCAGCCACAACCAGCACCGAAAGGCUUGAAUUGCUUGACGAUAACGAGCAUAUCCUCAGCAUCCGGAUUGUCGGCGGCGAUCACAGGCUAAGGAACUAUUCAUCAAUCAUUAGCCUUCAUCCAGAGAUCAUUGAUGGGAGACCGGCGACACUGGUGAUCGAGUCAUUUGUGGUGGACGUACCUGAUGGGAAUACCAAAGAUGAAACUUGCUACUUUGUCCAGGCCUUGAUUAAGUGCAACCUCAAAUCGUUGGCAGAUGUCUCUGAGCGACUAGCGGUGCAGGACCGAACCGAACCAAUACAUCCAAUCUAAUAAAUGGCGAUGGUAAGGUGGCAUGGGGUGGUGGAGGCUCCAAUCGCCAUGGAUGAAGCUUACGAGGCUUUUGGAUCUUGGAAGCUUUGGAGACAGACUGGUAGCAGCUUUUCUUCCAUCAGCAGGGAGACCUUGCUACCUAGUCUGCUUUUUAUAUUUUUUGUUAUCGUUUUUUCGUUUUAAAAGGAUAAUGGGGUUUCCUUUUGUCUCUUUAGUAUCGCAAGAACCACCUCUUGCUUC